AUGAGUUCGCCGGCCUCAGACAGGACAGAGGGACCAGGUUUGGGCUGCUGGGGACACGGCGAGGAGCUGAGGGCUCACGAAAGUACCGGGACAUGGCGAGGUGGCCACCAAGCCGAAGCACUGCAGGUCUCGGGCCCGGGGGUCCCUGCCCGGAGCCGGGGGAGCUCGGGGUGCCGCCUGUGCUCUGCCGGGGGGACCGUCCUCGGGGUGGCCGGGGCAGCGUGUCCAGCCCCGCGGCGUGGCUGCUUUCCUUACAAGGAGUUUGGCUGGAGCCCGAGCAGCGGGAGCCGCGCUCGCCUCCGCCUGCCUCAUUCAUCGCAGCCCCGGCCGUGCAGGGGCCGCUGCUGCCCCGGCCCCGCGCUCACGGAGAGCCCCGCGUCCCCUCCGGCCGUGGGUUUUAAGGUGGGAGGACCGAGGAUGUCCUCGAUGUUCGGCAAACCCCGAAACAGCAGCGAGCGGCCGCCCCAGAGUCCCCUCCCCGAGUGCAACGUGGCCAUCCUGGGGUGCAGAGGGGCCGGCAAGUCAGCUCUGACCGUGAAGUUUCUAACCAAGAGGUUCAUCAGUGAAUAUGAUCCCAACUUGGAGGACACCUACUCCUCAGAGGAGCUGGUGGACCAGCAGCCUGUGCUCUUGAAGGUGAUGGACACUGCUGACCAGGAUGGCCCCGGGAACUGCGAGCGCUACCUGUGCUGGGCCAGCGCCUUCCUGGUCGUCUACAGCAUCGACAACAGGAAGAGCUUCGAGGGCUGCCAGCGCUACCUGGAGGUGCUCGCCCUGCACACGCAGGGCUGCCAGCGCCGCUGCCCCGUGCUCCUGCUGGGAAACAAGCUGGACAUGGAGCAGUACAGGCAGGUGCUCUCAGCAGAAGGGAUGUCCCUCGCCAGCAGGUUUGGGUGCCUCUUCCAUGAGGUGUCAGCGUGCCAGGAUUUCGCUCGGGUGCAGCACAUCUUCCACGAGGCCGUGCGGGAGGUGCGGCGCCAGGCAGAAUGGAACCUCCCCGUGCGGCCACUCUUCAUCUCUGAGGAGCGGCCCUGCCUGCCCGUGGCCACGCCGGUGGCCCUGCCCACCCACCACAGCUUGGCCACCUGCACCUUCAACACCCUCUCCCCUGUCAACUACAAGGAAAUCCCCUCGGUGGCCCAGGCCAAGCUGGUCACCGUCAAGUCCUCACGGGCUCAGAGCAAAAGGAAGGCUCCCACGCUCACCUUGCUGAAAGGCUUCAAGAUAUUUUAGGACACAUCCCUGUGGGCUGCAGAGAGGGAGAAGAGAGACCCUCAUCCACCCCCCAGCUUCACAGCAGAUGGGACCUUCUAUGAUGGACUCACAGGCACUACAGCAGCUGCUGGCAGACGGUGGCCCCGGUCUCCGUGCCGGGGCAAAGCCAGCAGUGGCAACCUGGCGAGCAGGCAGAGUGCCAAGGGUCUGACAUGGGCUGUGGCAUCGCUCUGCCUGCCCCUGCCCGAUGCUGCUGUGGUGUUUGCACCCUGUCCUGCCACUGCCACUGGGGCCAGCCCAGUUUUCUGUGAGGAUGCAAAAGCUCCCAAAGGAGCCAGAGCUGUGGAUACCAUUGGGAGGGGAAGGGCCAACCCCAUGGCCACCAGCCAGCUUGGGCACCUGGCCCACAGCUACAGGAGCCCAGGAAUGACGAACUAAUCAUUAAUCCAGCAUGGAGGCACCCAUCUCGUUCAUCCCACAGAUACCCGACUAAGCAAUAAGUAGGAGGAGUUUUUAUUUUUUUUUUAAAUCCAGAUAAAAAAGGUGCAGAUACUGUUUCAGCUGCUUAAAGGCCUAAGGUGGCCUGAAACUCAUACCUGCACAUCAAGCUAAGUCACACCAAAAUUGCUGCUUUUUUGCUCAACUAUUUUACACUAUAGCAUCCCUUUCCAAAGUCUUUGCAAAGAGAUGCUUUGCUGACAAGGACGUGGUCUGCAAAGCCCGUGUUUAAAAGACUGAUGUAUUUCCAAUAAUGUCCUAAAUUAUUUCAUGGUUUCUACACAUGCCCAGUGGAGGACACAAAGGGAAUCCUGGAGCAGACCAGGCUCUACCUGUGCCCAAGCCAGGGUCAAGGGCUAGAUAUUUGGUUUUAGGUGCUCUAUCAGAGUAAAUGUUCUGCUUCUCCAUGGAGUCGCAGUUGCUUUGCAGAGUAAAAUAUCCAUGUGUAUAUUUGUACAUAUAGCCAUAUAAAUAUAUAUAUAUGACCUUACUGACAGAGAGAUUUAAUAUGGCAUUUUGAUCAACCACUUUGGAAAGUAUUUUAAUAAAGAGGAUUC
Messenger RNA from Lonchura striata (white-rumped munia), 2270 nucleotides. The record is from RefSeq and is a predicted model, not a curated record. NCBI's taxonomy places the organism in Eukaryota, Metazoa, Chordata, Aves, Passeriformes, Estrildidae.